UCCUGGCCCUCCUCGCCCUCCCCUCCCUCUCCCCCCACCCUCGCCUCCCGCCCUGUCGGGCCCGGGGGGGGCGCGGGGGGGGCAUGCCCCGAGUGAAGACCUCGGACGUGGCGGAUGCCGAGACGCAGAGCUGCACCUUUGCCGACCUGUCGCUGUCGGAGCCGCUGUGCAGGAGAGCCUGCGGGAGAUGGGCUGCGAGCACCCGUCGCCGGUGCAGCUGAAGACCAUCCCUGCCGCCACGGCCGGCAGCGACGUCAUCGUCCAGGCCAAGAGCGGCACGGGGAAGACGAUAGCCUUCUGCGCCGUGGUCCUCGAGAGCAUCGACGCCUCCCGCAGCGACGCCACGCAGGCGAUGAUCCUCGCGCCCACGCGCGAGAUCGCCAUGCAGGUCGCUGACGAGCUCAGCCGUCUCAGCUGGUACUUCGUGCCCGCCGUCUCCGUCGCGCUGUUCAUAGGCGGCGUCGCCGUGGAGGAGGACGAGGCUCGAAUACAGCAGGGCCUCCCCCACGUCGCCGUCGGCACGCCCGGCCGGACCCUGAAGCUGCUACGGGAGGGGCAGCUGGCCACGGACCUGCGCGUCCUGGUCCUGGACGAGGCGGACAAGCUACUGGACGUGAAGUUUCGCCACGACAUCACGGCGAUCACCGAGCUGGCCUGGGGUCCGCGCCUGCAGUUCCUGGCCCUCUCGGCCACCUUCCCGCCGCCGCUGAUCGACGCCGCGGAGCAGCUCUUCGUCCACGUGGAGAAGCAGCGCUCCACCGGCGGGCCGGUCAUGCGGGACCUGCCGCAGAAGGUCAUGCUGUGCACCUCGGCCGUGAAGAAGGGCCGAGACGGCCGCGCGCUGGCCGCCGGAGACCGCGAUGCGCUGGGCACGGACGAGGUUUUGGAGAGCGCCGUUCUGAAGGGCGUGGUGCACUUCCGCUACGUCGUGCGGGGCUACCACGUCCGCCAGAAGGUGCCGGCACUGCUGGAGAUCCUGACCACCGCGGCGUACCAGCAGGCGUUUGUCUUCUGCAGGGACACGGACUCCGCGGUGCAGAUCGCCGAGAUGGUGAGCCAGGCCGGCGUGCCCGCGGUGGCCAGCAGCGGCCGCAUGGAACAGGCUUGGCGCACCGCCGCCUUCACAGGGCUCAAGCGCUGCGAGUACCGCGUGCUCGUGUGCACGGACCUCCUCGCUCGAGGGGUGGACGUCGACAACGUCGAUGUGGUUGUGAACCUCGACCUGCCAACAGAAAAGGAGACCUACCUGCACAGGGUGGGCAGGACCGCGAGGUUUGGCUCCAUCGGCUGGAGCGUAUCGCUGGUCUUCGAAGGGGACGAGGACGAGCAUCUGCGGUACUUCCAGAUGCAGCUCGGCUUCGGCCUUGCCGAGUAUGCCGACCGCGACACCACCCUCGCCGCGCACGCGGAGCAGCUCGGUGUCGCGGAUCCCCUGCGAGACCAGGGGGCACAGCUGCAGCCCCCAGCCGUGGCUGCCAACCGAGCCCCCGUGGCCCCCGGCUUCCUCAACCUCGCUGCCCUAGAGGCCGGCAGCCCGCUGCAGGUCCUGGACGAUGCCGGCGCGGUGCUCCAGGCCUGCCGGGACGCCGGCGUCGGGACCGAGAACGACAACCAGCGCGUCAUGGCGCUGGGCCAGGUGGUGACGGUGCUGCAGACAGACCCCAGCGACGACACCGUCAAGUGCGCCGUGCCGUCGAUCGGCAGCGUGUGGUUCCCACUGGCGGCGCUGGCGCCGGCCGCCGACGCCUGCGGGGGCGGCGGGGCCAAGGCCGCCGCAGAGCGCCAGGAGGCCCCCG
Molecule: messenger RNA, 1796 nt
Organism: Prorocentrum cordatum
Lineage: Eukaryota; Dinophyceae; Prorocentrales; Prorocentraceae
Source: the annotation of a GenBank genome assembly